CUGGCCACUCCGGAGCUGCUCGCCGAAGGCGGUUGCUGGCCGCCGCCGCCUCCUCCUCCACUUCCCGAGCGAAGCUUACCAGGUGGGCAAACCUGCGCGCGCAGAAUGGAAAAAGGGGGCUUCAAGAAGCUGGGCAGGCUUUUCCACAGGAGCGAGUCGGAGGACUCGGAGCCGGACACGAGCCGGGGGGAGACGCCGCUCCCGUCCCCCUGCCCGUCCCCCUCUCUCCAAGGAAACCGGCAGCAUCGCCACAGCGACCCUUCGACCGGCGGCAGCAGCAGCAGCCAACGCAAGAAGCGCUCCGGGUUUGGGCACUGGGGCUUAAAGAAGAAGCACAAAGAGCGGCAGGCGGCAGCGGUCGAGGCCAGCAGCGGCAGCCAGCUCAGCGCCCCGUCUUCUCCCUCGCUCUCCCUCUCGUCCCACUUCACGGCCUCGGAGCCCACGACCCCGACAGACAGAUAUUUUGACAUGCCUGACGCACAGUUUGGUGUCAUGACAAAUCAGCCAUCUCCAGUUCCAUCACAGGAGUCACAAUUUCCUUUUGCUAUCUCAAUAGAUACAAUAUCUGCAUCUACAUUGCCAUCAUCAUUCAGAAAGUCCAAAACACAGUCUCCAGAAUCUUCUAAAGAAGCAAAAAAGAAACCAGUUUUGGGGAAAUUUGGAAAUUUUUUCACUACAGGAAGAAAGAAAAAUACCAAAAAUAUUACAGAGGCUUCUUUAAGGACAAGUGUUAAAUCUGCAAGGUCAGGAUCUCCUCAGCCAAAUACAGCUCCAUUGGCAUCAAUCGAUGACUUCAAAGAAAUCAGUAAAAGUGAGGAGUGCAUUCUUGAGAAAAUCUACAGUCGGAACCAGCCAGCUAUACAGAAUUCUGUCGAAGAUACGGAAGAAUACAUCUAUACUAAAGACCUGACACCUUUGUAUAAUGACAUUGUUUCAGAGUGGAAUUGUAAAGGAGCCUCAUCUGACAGUGAAUGGUCCCCUGACUGGCACAGCAGUAAUGAGACAAUAAAAAAUACAUUAUUUGGUAGCAAUCUUACACUCCAGACAUCAGAAUCAGAAAAAUAUCUCAACACUGAUCCAACUAAAGCUACAACUCCAAAUUUCUUUAGAAGUUUAACUAAUAUAAGUAAUGAGGACCAAGAUCAUAGCAUAUUAAACCAUAAGCAACUUCUGAGUCUGGAUCAAUUUGCAGAAUUGAAAGGUACAGCCACCAAAGAUCAGUCAUCUGUUUUGGAAGCUAAGCCAAGUGAACGUGCCCACUCCUCUAGAGUGUUGACAUUGGAUAUUUUUCUUCGGAGAACUGAACAGUCAAUUUCGAAUGAAUUUUCAACUGCUUUAUUAGAGGACAACUACAGUAGUGCAGAUGAAAUGGAUAAAAAAUCUGCAGUAAGAAGAUCUGGGAAGAGGAGAAAAUCCCAGUCCUCAGGUGAUGCGCCAAAUGGGGACAGAAAUGCAGCUGAGACUUCUACAAAAGAAGAAAGUGUUUUUGAUGGUAUUUCUUCAGAUUUAGUUGUGGAUCAGAUAAACAACUCUGAAAGAAAAGUUAAGACUCCUCAGCAGAUUACAACUAAUCAUGAUAUGAAAACUGCUAGUAAUUACAAGGGGUGUACUAAAGCAGAAAUGGAGAAAAACAAACAGCAGACCCCAGCCGCAUCCCCGUACAGGAGGAAAUCUUUAAAAAAAAAUCAAUCUGAUUCAGUUCCUCUUUCACCUACAGACUUGAAGGCUCAAGGGAAAGAUUCAUCUACCAAAAGACAGGUGCAGGGUGCAACAAAUGGAAGCCUAAUGUCAAAAAGCUCUUCCAUUGAAAAGCUGUCUUCUGGUGAGAACACUGUAGAAUCUUUCAGAGUUGCUUCUUUGGGUGUUCAAGGUAACAGCACUUCACCAGUUACUGAAGGGAGAAUGGAUUCUGCUAACAACUGUGAUGGAAGUGUUCUACUACAUGCUGACAAGAACAGAAAUAGUGGAGUGAGAACGACAAAUGGAAAGCAAACUGGCUCUGAUUUGGACAGCACAAAGCUGAGAAAUGCAUGUUGGGAUGCUUCUAGAACUGUCACAACAAAAAUUAACCUACCAGCUAAACCAAAGAAUGUUGAAUUAAAUCUUAAAGCUCCUAAAAACUCAGAAGAUGUAGGAAGUGAGCAAGAUUCUAUGGACAGAGCUGCUAAAAUUAACUUCAGUAUUGCCAAUAAAAUAUCCAUGUUUGAGAGCAAACAGAGCAAUCAUAAUCCAACUGCUGAAGUCUCAACUUCAAAGAAAGGUUCUGUGUCAAAUACAUUUGUUGGCAGAGCAAAGCUGAAGUUUGGGAAACAGCCUGCUGAAGGUGAACAGACCACCAGAGUAACAAGUAAAGAAAACAAUCACCAGAAGCCACUGCAAAAUGGUGCAAAACUAAAAGCAGGCUCCUCGGAGACAAAGUUAAAAAAUGAAGAAGGAGGCAUUAUAAAUAGCAAGGAAGUUAGAAAUACUGUGGGGUCUCUUUUGAAUCAAAAUGAUAAAGGUAAUAAUGAUGAUGAUCAGGUGAGUGUUUUUGUUUCUAAAAAACAUGACACAGAGCUUGCAAAGGACAACUUACUACCGAAAACUACAUCUUUACAGCAGAUAAAAGAAACGGAAACUGCCCAAAAUAUCAUAAACAGCAAAAUGAAUGCCACAUCAGUAUCACCUGAAAGAGGACAGAGACCUUCUGUUGAUAGAAAUACUUGUUCCCCUUGUAAAAAUGAUACAAAUCUCCAGCAAUCUAACUUGGUGUUAAAAAAAUUAGAAUUUGAAAAUGUGAAUUCUGAAAUAGACAGUGACAACAAAAAGGCAAAUACUAUUUUGGAAAGCAAACAAGUAUUUGAGCAAAAUAGGAGUGAGCAGGAAAGCCCAAGCAGAGCUUGUAAUGUCUCUAAAACAGGCAAUGACGAGAGCAUUUGUGAUUCUCCUUCAGAUAUGGAAAAGUUCACUGAAACACUUAAAAAUCUAGAUAGCUCUAUCUGUAUACCUCAGAAAAAGAAAAAGACAAAACUUCCAAAAUCACCUGCACCUCAUUUUGCUAUGCCUCCAAUACAUGAGGACAAUUUAGAAAAAGUUUUCGAUCCUAAUGUAUUUACAGUUGGCCUGGGAAUAAAAAGGGACAGACCACUAGACCUAGCCCCGUGCAUACAGCUUAAAUUGCAAAGCCUAGAAACUGAUGCCAAAGUCAGACCCAAACGUGCUUCUGCUGAAAACAGCCUGCUUCUACAGGCACUGACAUCAUCCAACAGAAGAGACCCUGCAGUUAUUCUCGAAACAAGUGGGAAAGAAAACCUGGAUAGUGCAGAUGGUGACAUUAAGAGGUCUCGACUUGAAAAUAGUGCCAUCUUCUCAAGCCUGCUUUCAUCUAAAGACAAGGUGUUUAUGCCUUCUGUAACCUCUGUAAAUACUAUCACAACAUCAUUUGCAUCUCAGAAGAGCACUGAUUCCACUGGGAAAACACCUUUAAGAUUUGAUACAGCUCAGUUAUUGGAGUCUCUUCCAGAUAUCAAAGCUCCAAAAUACUUGGAAAAAUAUUUACAAACUGAUGAUGCAAAAAAAGAAAGAAUUUUGCAGUUGCCAAACUUUGGAAAUACUGAUACCAGUUUUUCAAGCUGGUUGCAGUCUGGCCAAUAUGAACCAAACAUCUCCCCUGGUUUCUUAGACUUAGAGGCAUUUUCAGGGAAGACCCAAGUUAAGAUUAAUCCCAGACCAGGGAAGAUUGUGAUAUACAAUAAGUCAGACCCUUCUGAGAAUGCUGUUGAAGUUUUUCACGAUAUGCCAGAUUGUACGUCUUGGGUGCUGUCCCCUGUGAUUUUCGUUAAAGUUGUCAGAGGCUGCUGGAUUCUAUAUGAGAAACCAAACUUUGAAGGGCCUUCUAUUCCACUGGAGGAAGGAGAGUUAGAACUUACAAAUAUUUGGGGUGAACAACCAUCUGACGACAAAGAUGAAUGCAAAUCUUCUGAGCCUGCAGUGAUUGGUUCUAUCAGGCAUGUAGUGAAGGAUUAUAGAUUAUGUCGAAUUGACCUAUUUACAGAACCAGGAGGAUUAGGUAUGGUAAAGUCAUACUUUGAUGAUGCUGAAGAAACACGAAUAAUUGGUGCUACAGAGAAGACUCGUUCUAUUCAAGUGUAUUGGGGCAUAUGGCUACUUUAUGAAGAAUCUGGUUUCCAGGGAAUCCCUUUGAUGUUGGAACCAGGAGAAUAUCCUGAUCUAUCUUUCUGGGGAAAGAAAGAAGCAUAUAUUAGGUCCAUGAGGCCCUUGAAAAUGGGUGGACGCAAGGUUGAACAUCCAGAAAACCCCAAGGUCAUUGUUUAUGAGAAGCCUUUCUUUGAAGGAAAUCACAUAGAACUUGAUACAGAAUUAGCAGCUCUUCCCAAGGAAGAAAAUCAAGAAGGGUCACAGAUGAAAAAACUACCACUCACGUCUGUAGGAUCCAUGAAAGUGACAGGAGGCAUCUGGAUUGCUUAUGAGAAGCCUGGGUUUACUGGGCAUCAGUAUUUGCUGGAAGAAGGAGAGUACUGGGAAUGGAAGGACUGGGGUGGUUAUGAUGAACAGGUGCAAUCACUACGGCCUGCUCUAGGGAGAUUGCCUCAGCCGCACAUGAUAAUGUACACUGAAAAAGAUUUUGGGAUUAAAGGUUCCAGUAUAAAUGUGUUAGGAAUUAUCUCCAAUUUAAAGGAUACUGGUUAUGGACUGAGGACACAGUCCAUACAUGUUUUAAGUGGAGUGUGGGUGGCUUAUGAAAAUCCUGACUUCACAGGAGAGCAGUACAUACUUGAUAAAGGAAUGUACCCCAACUAUGAGACUUGGGGUGGUAGGAAUUGUAAAAUAUCUUCAGUUCAACCUAUAGUUUUGGAUACCACCAGUGAUUAUAUGGGGAAAUUUAAGGUCCAGUUAUUUUCAGAACCAGAGUUCCAGGGCAGAAGUCAAGUGUUUGAGAAAAACGCUUCUCAAAUUGAUGACUUAUUUCCUGCCAAGUCUUCAAAGGUGUUAUCUGGCAGUUGGAUUGCGUAUGACAAGGAAAACUUUUCUGGUAAUCAGUAUGUGUUAGAAGAAGGGGCCUAUCCUGAUCUUCCUGCAAUGGGUUGCCUACCCCACACUUGCUUGAAGUCUUUACAAGUGAUAAAUAUUGAAUUUUCAGAGCCAGCAAUUGCCCUUUUUGAAAAGGAAAACUUCAGGGGAAAGAAAAUGGAAUUUACUACAGAAAUUGUAAACCUCAAGUUUCUUGGCUACAAUCCUCAUGUAGCUUCAGUACAAGUUCUUGGUGGCACGUGGCUUGUUUAUGAACACAGUAAUUACAAAGGCCGUCAGAUUUUAUUAAAACCUGAAAACAUACCAAACUGGCUCAGUUUAAGUGGCUACCACAAAAUAGGUUCCCUGAGACCUUUACUGCAGAAACGAGUAUACUUCAAACUUCGCAACAAAGAAACAGGACAAUUCGUAUCAACUGAUGGAAAUGUAGAUGACUUGAAUCUUUUGAGAAUGCAGGUUGCAGAUGAUAAUGAUAAAUCUGAUGAACAAGCCUGGAUUUACCAAGGAGGAUAUCUCAAAUGCAGGAUGGCAGAGGACUUUUGCUUGACAAUUGUAGGAAGUCUGAUCACUCCUGGUGCAAAACUGGGCCUAGCACUUCAACAGAAUGAGGAAAAGCAACAGUGGAAUAUUAAUCCAGAUGGAAGAAUCUACAGCAAGAUAAAACCUAACUUAGUGCUAGACAUUAAAGGGGGAACACAGUAUGAUCGAAAUCACCUAAUUGUCAGUUCAAUUAGCGAAGACAAAGCAACACAACGCUGGGAGCCGCUGGUUGUGUAAAACUAAUUCUGCUUCAGAGAGAAGAAUUGGGAAUCAGAGCCAUCCAGAGCAAUAUACAUGGCAGAAAAGAACAUAUUUGUGUAUUUCUUCAUUGAGUUUAAGAAAAAGUAUACUGGCUAAAAGUAAAAAAGCUCUAAAGCCGCAAUUAAUUCUGUUCAUUCCUUUUUCCAAGUAAAAUCAGUAAGCGCUAUUGUUUCAUGUCAGGAUCAAAUUAUUAAUCUGGAAUAUAUAUUUAAUGCACAGUUUUAAAUUGUUACUGAAGUAGUAUUUUAAUCUCCUAGUGCUGAAGGGUCACUGAUGAAUAUUCAAUUUGCACAAAAAAAGAAAUAUUUAAAAUUAUCUAGAUCGUUUGAGGUGGUUAUUCAUACAAAAUGUGUACAGUACUUUUUUAAAGCUGAUGAUUGUACUUUUAUGUCACACUAAGUACACAACCCAGAAAGUAUUUGCAAACAUCUUGGGCUAACUGAACUUGUUAAACAUGAGUAAUCUGCCCAUUAUGCAGCUGAUUAGCUGCUUUACUUUAUACAUUUAAAAGUAUUAAAUGGGGAAGGGAAAGCAUUCCCUUCUUUAUAAAGGGGGAAGUAUAUUUCUUCACAUUUUAAAGUUCUCUUUCUAAAUAGAUUUUUUAAAAAGAAAAAGGCUUACUACAGCAACUGCACUUACAAUUUGCUACACACUAUUCUAUGUGUAUAAAUCUGUGCUUUAUAAUCUUUAAAAACUUUCUAUAAGCAAUGUAUUGUUGAAGGCUUU
Molecule: messenger RNA, 6558 nt
Organism: Sphaerodactylus townsendi
Lineage: Eukaryota; Metazoa; Chordata; Lepidosauria; Squamata; Sphaerodactylidae
Gene: CRYBG1
Product: crystallin beta-gamma domain containing 1
Exons: 23
Coding region: 106-5808 (1900 amino acids)
Source: RefSeq, a predicted model, not a curated record